Messenger RNA from Ylistrum balloti, 1371 nucleotides. Its product is annotated as mu-like prophage FluMu protein gp28. The record is from RefSeq and is a predicted model, not a curated record. Lineage: Eukaryota; Metazoa; Mollusca; Bivalvia; Pectinida; Pectinidae. The coding region runs from base 1 to 1371 and encodes 456 amino acids. The transcript has a single exon.
AUGGGUGCUAUUAAGCUGUAUGGCUAUCAACGCCGCUGGCUUGAAGAUGACAGUCGCUUUAAGAUUGCGAUGUUUGCCAGACAGACAGGUAAAACAUUCAUCACAACGUUAGGCAUUGUUGAUAAUUGUCUAGACGCAAUGGUUGCUGGCAAGCGUGAGCGUUGGGUUAUUUUGUCGCGAGGUGAGCGUCAAGCGCGUGAAGCAAUAAACGAAGGUAUUAAAAAGCACUGUAGAGCCUAUCAGGUAGCCUUUGAAGCACUAGAGUAUGACUGGGCUGGCAGUGGUGGCAGCUACCGUGCACUAGAGGUGGAUCUGCCUGGCGGUAGUAAAAUUACUGCACUGCCUGCUAAUCCUGAUACUGCACGUGGGUUUAGUGCGAAUGUCUUUUUAGAUGAGUUCGCCUUUCAUCAAGACAGUAGAAAAAUAUGGCAAGCACUUUUUCCUGUCAUCUCUAAAGGCUUUAAGCUUCGUGUUACGAGCACCCCUAACGGAAAAGAUAACAAAUUCUAUGAGCUGAUGACCGAUAAAAGCGGUCGUUGGUCGAAGCAUCUUGUCAACAUCUAUCAAGCAGUUGAAGAUGGCUUAGAUCGUAAUAUUGAAGAACUAAGAGAAGCAAUUGGUGACGAAGACGCUUGGGCUCAAGAAUUUGAAUGUAAAUGGCUAGAUGAGGCUAGCGCGUGGCUACCUUAUGACUUAAUCUCUUCUGUUGAAGAUGAGGCUGCUGGUAUUCCAGAAACGUAUCAAGGCAACCCAUGUUUUAUCGGUAAUGACAUUGCGGUACGCAAUGACCUGUGGGUUGCCUGGGUCUUAGAGCUUGUCGGUGAUGUUUUAUGGACACGGGAGGUUCGUGUUUUAAAACGGGCUCCCUUUGCAGAGCAAGACGCGGUUCUUGAUGAAUUAAUGAAUAAAUAUAAGGUUGUACGUCUAGCAAUGGAUCAGACAGGUCUUGGUGAGAAACCUGUUGAAGAUGCUAUACGUAGAUACGGUGAAUACGUAACCGAAGGUGUUCUCUUUAGUAAUAGCAAUAAGUACAUGCUGGCAACAGUUGGUAAAGAAUGCUUUGAGGAUCGUAGACUUAGGAUUCCCGCAGGUCAGCCUAAACUACGUACUGAUCUUCAUAAAUUAAAAAAGACCACAACACAAACAGGCGCACCAAAAUUUGUUGCAGAAUCUGAUAGCUCAGGGCAUGCCGAUCGUGCUUGGGCUCUGUUUCUAUCUAUUUACGCAGCUAGUCAAGCUGGCGGCCCUGUAGAGUUUGCAGCUACAGAUGAUCGCAACCAAUACGCAGAAGAUAUUCAAGAUGUUGGGCAUAUCCAUGAAGAUAUCGGAUUUGGUGUUGUCCAUAAUGGUCAAGAUUUAUAUGGCUUUUAA